Molecule: messenger RNA, 2350 nt
Organism: Ruditapes philippinarum (Manila clam)
Lineage: Eukaryota; Metazoa; Mollusca; Bivalvia; Venerida; Veneridae
Exons: 2
Coding region: 418-2271 (617 amino acids)
Source: RefSeq, a predicted model, not a curated record
UCUAAUCCACCAUCUGAUGAUGUCAGUGACUGUGACUGGAGCAAUCAGGAAAGCUUGUCAGAAACAACAAGUGAAAGUGAUAUUUCAGCUGAUGACUUGUCAAGUACAAAUGCAUCUGAUGUAGAAUGUUCAUGCAAAUCAGACUUUGAAAAUGAUGCGUUGGUGUUGCUUCAGUGUUUUAAGAAACACAAACUAACUGACACUGCUUGUCAUGAUAUUCUUAAAACAAUAAAACAUGUAGUUCCAGCUGCAAAAGAUAACCCUUUAUUGUCAUACAGAAAAUUGCUGUCACAUGUACCAGAUACUAACUACAGGGAGGUUCAAUAUUGUCACAAAUGUGAAAGCAUUAUUGAUAGAAAUAAUGAUCAAAAUCUUCAGUGCAGAACUCCAAACUGCUUUGGUGCUGUGAAGAGCUUCAUGUUAGCUGAUUUAGAAGGAUUGUUAAGGAAACUACUAUAUGUUCCAGGAAUAUUAGAAGAUAUCAUGAAGACUUUGAAAGAUAUUAAACAAAGUAUGACAUGUGAUACUAUUAGUGACAUAUAUAGUGGCGAGAUAUACAAAAAACAAUUUGUGAAUGAAAAUACAAGAGAUAUUCAGCUUACUUGCAUUCUAAAUACUGAUGGGGUUAACUUGUACAAAUCAUCUAAAGUAGAACUUUGGCCAGUUUAUCUUGCAAUUAAUGAGUUGCAUGCCUCUCACCGAUUUUCAAGAGAAAACAUUCUUUUAAUUGCAUUAUGGCAAGGCAAAGGAAAGCCACCUUUCAAGAUUUACUUUGAACAGAUUAUUGAAGAAAUCAAUACUCUGACAGAGAAAGGUCUUCAGAUGGACUGUGGUGAAGAAAAUUGGAAUGUUUACAUGAAUGUGAUUGGUAUUACUUUAGACUUGCCUGCAAAGGCUGGUGUCUUAAAUAUGACACAGUUUAAUGGCUUAGAGGCUUGUAUUACUUGUGAGGAACCAGGUUUAGUAGUUCGCCAGGGUCGAGGACACAGCAGGUGCUAUCCAUAUAGACCAACAAGUUCUCGUUUCCCCGAACGGUCAGUGGAAGGUGUACUUGAAUCAAUGGAAAGUGCAACAGUAAGAAAUCGGCAAAAGGGAUUCAAAGGAAUGUCUGGAAUAGCUCGACUGUUAAAGUUUGAAUUAGUGUAUGGUAUAGUACCUGACUAUAUGCAUUGUGUCUUAUUAGGAAUUGUUAAAACUAUUUUAAGUAAGUGGUUUUCCCCAACUCAAUCUGGAAAUGACUACUUUGUGGGCAAACACCUUAAGCAGAUAAAUGAGAGACUUCUUCAAAUACAACCACCUCACUAUAUUGAACGUCUACCUAGGGACAUUGAAAAACACUAUGCAAACUACAAAGCUACAGAACUCCAAGCAUUCUUACUGUUUUAUGCAUUACCUUGUCUUACUGGUAUUCAAAAGGAAAAUUUCUUGCAGCAUUUAGCUUUACUUUCAGAAGCUAUUUUCAUCUUGCUUGGUGAUAGUUUAACACAAAAUUGCUUGGAAAGAAGUGAAUUAUUACUGGGGCAGUUCUAUUCUCAGUUCAGUGAGUUAUAUGGGGAGGGAUCAUGUGGACUUAAUGUCCAUAAUGCAUGUGCUCAUUUGCCAAUGUAUGUUAGGAAGUUAGGGCCAGUUUGGGCAUGGAGUUGCUUUGGGUUUGAAGAUGCCAAUGCAAAUAUUUUGCAAUCAGUUCAUGGCACUGGUGAUGUGGUCAAACAGGCUCUACGUAAACAAGAAACUGCGCUGUAUGUCCGUUCAUCAAAUAAGAUUCAGUUGAAGUCACUAAAACAUCUUAAGGUCUCUCAUCAGGCACAAAAUUGUGCAAUCAUUGGAUCUUUGAAAUCAGUGUGCAGUAACUUACCUGAUUAUGUUUAUGAAGCCCUAGGUGUUGAAAGUUGUGUAAAUCUUAAAAAGGUUUUAAGAAUUUUUGUUAACAAUAAAACAUUUUACAGUUUUGCUUAUUCAAGGAUGAAGAAGAGAAAUAGCUACACUGUUUUGUAUUCAGAAGACGAAAUUGGUCAAAUUCAGUAUUUUGUUUUGAACCUCGAGUUCAAUUUAGUUUAUGCAGUUAUCAGUAAAAUGAAUGAAUGUGUUAAUAGUUGGCUUAGCAAUUUUCAAGGGGCAAAACAUCUGAAAUGUGUAGUGAAGACAAAUUGUCAUAGGGUUGUAUAUGUUGAUCAGCUGAAAGCAACUUUGAUUUAUAUGAAAUCACCUACUGGAGACUGUGGUGUUAUUGCAAGACUACCAAACACUCUAGGUCAUGCCAUUUUCAAAUAAGGAAAUGUAUACUGUUAGGAAUGUGACCAUCAAAUGAUCAUUCUAGCUCAUGUUAUUGUGUAAGGCUCUUUAUUGGUCU